Messenger RNA from Olea europaea var. sylvestris, 1026 nucleotides. Its product is annotated as MADS-box protein SVP-like. The transcript has 9 exons. Gene Ontology annotation, biological process: positive regulation of transcription by RNA polymerase II. Bases 161 to 793 code for a protein of 210 amino acids. Gene Ontology annotation, molecular function: RNA polymerase II cis-regulatory region sequence-specific DNA binding; protein dimerization activity; DNA-binding transcription factor activity, RNA polymerase II-specific. The record is from RefSeq and is a predicted model, not a curated record. Lineage: Eukaryota; Viridiplantae; Streptophyta; Magnoliopsida; Lamiales; Oleaceae. Gene Ontology annotation, cellular component: nucleus.
GUAAACCCCUCACUCUCUCUCUCUCUCCCCCCUCGGCAAUUUGCGUAAUUUGCAAACCAACUUUAUUCUCUGCCAUUUCAGCUGGUUUCGAAUUUCAGAUGCUUUCUACUCUCUCUCCUUAGGGUUUCACUUCUCCUGGUGGAGUGAGUGUACGGUGAAAAUGGUGAGACAGAAGAUUCAGAUCAAGAAGAUUGAUAACUUGACGGCACGCCAAGUGACCUUUUCAAAGAGAAGAAGAGGGGUUUGUAAGAAGGCUCAAGAACUCUCUACACUUUGUGAUGCUGAGGUUGCCCUUAUUGUUUUUUCUGCCACUGGAAAACUCUUCCAUUAUUCUAGCUCAAGCAUGAUGCAACUAAUUGAAAGGCAUAGAAGGCAAUCAGAAAACUCAGACAAAUUAGGGCAACCAUCUCUUCAACUUCAGGAAAAUAAUAGCUGUGGCAUGCUCAGCAAGAUGCUUGAGGAUAAGACUCGUGAAUUAAGGAAUUGUAAUAGGCAACUCAGUGGAGAAGAUCUCCAAGGACUUGACAUGGAUGAGUUGAUGAAACUGGAGAAAAUGGUACCAGGAGGAUUAAACAGUGUUAAGAAUGAAAAGCUUUUGAAAGAGAUCAGUUUGCUCAAGAAAAAGGAAUCUAAAUUAUUGGAAGAAAAUGCCAUGCUGAAACAGCAAGCAGAUUUUAUGCAGAAAUCUGAAGGCACCGUUUAUGGUAUUCAUCAAAGCAAUCCGUCCGAGUGUAUCAGAAAUUCUCAUGGCUAUGAUACUUCCCUCAGGCUGGGCUUACGUUUCUCCAACUGAAGAUGAUGCAAGGAGACCACAGCCCUGAAGAUCAAUUUUCUAUUUCUCUUAAUGGGAUAUAAUCAAUAAAUAAUGUGUAAGUAAGCUGAGUGUUAGGGCCCAUGUUGUGGAUCUACGUUCAGUUAGUUUGAACAUUAAAAUCCUUUGUGUUUGAAUUUUCUCGUGCUAUAUGCUUAUGCUAAAAACGUGAAAUUUUGAAUGCUUAACAUGAAAAUGAAAGAGGAAAUUGUAUA